Eupeodes corollae is the source of this 6404-nucleotide messenger RNA. Its product is annotated as receptor-type guanylate cyclase Gyc76C-like. The record is from RefSeq and is a predicted model, not a curated record. The transcript has 17 exons. Lineage: Eukaryota; Metazoa; Arthropoda; Insecta; Diptera; Syrphidae. Gene Ontology annotation, biological process: cGMP biosynthetic process; protein phosphorylation; receptor guanylyl cyclase signaling pathway. Gene Ontology annotation, molecular function: ATP binding; guanylate cyclase activity; peptide receptor activity. The coding region runs from base 1511 to 5836 and encodes 1441 amino acids.
CUCAUUGGUAUCACUAAAUUUGUCAACCCCGAUAAAAUCCUUGCUGGUUGGGGGAGGUGGCUGGCAUUUUUCACUUCACAAUUCAACUGAUGCAAGCAAAAAUUUCAACUAGUACGAAUACGAGAGUCGACGAACGUGGAAUACGUGCCAGGUAUAGUUUACUCUUACCCGGUAAUCAAAACAUACGACCACGAAUUUUCUGAGGCUGAGCCUUUGCAGAAGAGAUAUCGUAUCGAAGGCCGACAGUCAGAAGCAGAGCAGUCACAGUCCUCACCAUCAUCAUCAAACAACGACUGCACGAUACGAUUACGAUACACGAAAGUCGAAACACGACUAUGAGGCAGGGGCAGCAGUCGCAGUGGCAGUGGCACAAAAUUAUUUCAUCGCCGCUGUCGUCGCCGCCUUAGUCGUCGUGGUCGUAGUCGGUGAAACAUUUUCCGUUGUCGUCUUUGAAUUCAGUUUCAGUUCUCAGUUGUACUGUGUGUCUCGUUCGUAUCAGGUUAAUCCACGGAUUUGUGCAAGAGAAUUAAUUUCUGUAUGGUUUUUGAUAAGAGUUCAUUACAUUACAAAUUUGUUUUCUUUCAUAAAUUUGUUUAUCGUACUUUUUCGAAAAUAUGAAAAUGAAAAUUAAUUUUUGUGUUCUUGUUUUUUAAACAACGAAUCGGUUUUUUGAGCUUCGUGAUUUUAAUAAAAAUAUUUGUUAAUUUUCAAAAUAAAAUAUUAUCGUCGUUCGUCGGUGUGGCGGCGGUACGGUCGGUGGUGCAAUAGUUAACAGUGAUUUGCAUAAAGGAAGUGUGUAGUAGACGAAACGAACCAUUUACCAUUGUGUCCAAUUAUAUUGCGAUUCUGAGAUCUCGACUCUCGAGAUUGUUGAGAUUAUGCUGGCGAUUUAAAUUACACUUGAAAAUAUAGAAUUAUUACACUUAAUUUAGUUGAGCGUUAUUCACGAUAGCGGAAAAAGGUGCAUACCAAACCGAAUACCAAGUGUGAUUAGCAUUUUUCGGGAAAAUUUUACUGAUCUUUUUUUAUUGUGGUGAUUUUGUGAAUUUUCUUUUUUAAAUUUUUCAUCAAAAAAAGAAAAAGAAAUAUAUUUUUUUAUCUGUAUUGUUUUUUAAUACUUGCAUGCAGAUAUAAGUGUGGCUGUGUGGUUGUUUUUGUCAAAUUCUCUCUCGAUCUCUCUUUUGAGCUCUCUUAAGGUGUCUCUUUGGUGAUCGUAGAGUUUUUAAGAUCGUAAGAAAAAUAUCACAUUGUGUUUUGUUUUUGUUUUGCUGUGCUGUGGUGUGUUGCUGUCUUUGUCAGUGAUUCUGAUUUGGAGGAUCUUGGAUCUUGGUGUGGUGCUCUCUUUGGUCUCUCUUCGCUGCUGCUGAUAAACAGAUUCAUAUGGAUAAAUGUAAAUCACAAUUUGGCAAAAGUUUCUGCAUCUGAAUUGAAGUUUCAUUCACGCUGAUUUUCAAGAGGAAAAAAUUCCAGCCAAUAGGUGUCGCGCUGAUCGGCCCCGGCCUAAGGGGCCAUGACGCGUUGGCCCUUUAAUCUACUCCUAUUGCUCUCGGUGGCAAUUGUCCCGGGUGUCAUAACUGUGCGAGGUCAUUAUAACAAAACAGUGCUCAAUGUUGGCUAUUUGACUGCAAUAACAGGUGAACUUAAAGACAAACAAGGUCUAGCAAUAUCAGGUGCACUAACAAUGGCUUUAGAUGAGAUAAAUAAUGAUGAAAAACUAUUGCCAAAUGUUACACUUGCUCUGCGCUGGAAUGACACUCGGGGCGAUACAGUGGCUGCUACUCGAGCUAUAACCGAAAUGAUUUGCGAUGGAAUUGCAACUUUUUUUGGUCCAGAAGGACCAUGUCAUGUGGAAGCGAUAGUAUCUCAAAGUAGGAAUAUUCCAAUGAUUUCUUAUAAAUGUGCGGAAAACAAAGCAUCUUCUAUUCCAACAUUUGCCAGAACGGAACCACCAGACACGCAAGUUACGAAAUCAGUGAUAUCGUUACUACGUUACUAUGGCUGGAAGAAAUUCUCCAUUAUACACGACGAACGAUGGACGGCAGUAGCUGAUAGCCUAAAAGAGCAAGCUCUGCGAAAGAACAUGACCAUCAACCACAAUGAGAAAGUUAUCGACAACCACAAAUGCUGUGAGAACAUUUUGGCAUGCUGUCGCAGUGGCUAUUGGUAUCAGGUCAUACAAAAUACAAUGAAUCGAACGAGAAUUUAUGUGUUCCUGGGUACAGCUUACGCCCUAGUUGACAUGAUGGCCUCCAUGGAAACGGUACAGCUCUUCUCAAAAGGAGAAUACAUGGUCAUCUUUGUGGACAUGAUGACAUACUCGCCAAAGGAAGCAGAAAAAUACCUCCUGAAGCCCGAUGUUGUUGAGAAGAUGACUUCAUGUGAUGAAACCGAUAGCUUCAUGAAGCGCGCUCGUAGCCUCCUCAUUGUGGUGUCGACUCCGCCUACGGAAAAUUACGAGAAUUUCACGGCUAAAGUUCGCGAGUAUAAUACGAAGGAACCGUUUAACUUCUCCUUACCCAAAUUGUUUCACAAUAAUAAUUUCUUUAAGUUUGUAUCAAUUUAUGCCGCCUACCUCUAUGAUUCGGUGAAGCUCUACUCCUGGGCAUUGGAUAAGCUAUUGCAGCAGGAAAAGAGACCUUUAACGGAUGACGUGAUAUAUGAUGUAGCUAGUAAUGGAACUAAAAUAAUAGAAACCAUCAUAGGAAACCGUACUUAUAAAAGUGUUACUGGUGCAACAAUAAAAAUCGACAAGAAUGGAGAUUCCGAGGGUAAUUUCUCCGUAUUGGCCUACAAGCCAUUCAAACAUAGCUUUCGUGAUAAUCUCACAUGUAAUUAUCAUAUGGUGCCUGUUGCAUACUUUCAACAAGGAGAAGAUUUUCCAGAAUAUAAACUUAUCAAUGGAUCUGUUCGAGUUGAUUGGGCAACAGGAGGCGACAGACCCUCUGAUGAGCCAGCGUGUGGCUUUUUAAAUGAGUUGUGUAAAGAAGAUGACCGUCACAUAACAUCGGUGGUGGUGGCAGGUGUCCUUGCAUUGAUACUUUUCUGCGUUGGUGUCAUAACAAUGAGUAUAUACCGCAAGUGGAAAAUCGAACUCGAAAUCGAAGGUCUGCUGUGGAAAAUUGAUUCAUCCGAGAUAAAAGGAUAUUUUGGAAAUGAUAUUGUUUCAUCGCCAAGCAAGUUAAGUUUAGUAAGUGCGGCAUCGUUUGGAUCACGUUGCUCAAAUCAAGUAUUUACCGCAACAGCACGAUUUCGUGGAGUUGUUGUUCGCAUCAAGGAGCUUAAAUUCCCCAAGAAAAAGGACAUAUCGAGGGAAAUAAUGAAGGAAAUGCGAUUGUUGCGAGAACUACGCCAUGAUAAUAUAAAUAGCUUUAUUGGAGCUUGUGUAGAGCCAAUGAGAAUUUUACUAGUCACUGAUUAUUGUGCCAAGGGCAGUUUGUAUGAUAUAAUCGAAAAUGAAGACAUUAAGUUAGAUGAUUUAUUUAUUGCAUCAUUAAUACAUGAUUUAAUUAAGGGAAUGAUUUAUAUUCAUUCUUCCUCGCUGGUAUAUCACGGAAAUCUCAAAUCAUCAAAUUGUGUUGUCACAUCAAGAUGGAUGCUCCAGGUAACCGAUUUUGGUUUACACGAUUUGCGGCAUUGUGCUGAAAGUGAAUCUAUUGGUGAACAUCAACAUUAUAGAAAUCAAUUUUGGAAAUCACCUGAGCUAUUGCGAAAUUCAAAUGUUUAUGGAACACCAAAGGGAGAUGUUUAUGCAUUUGCUAUUAUAAUGUAUGAAAUUGUUAGUCGUAAGGGCCCAUUUGGACAGACGACGUAUGAACCAAAGGAAAUUGUCGAUUUAGUCAAAAAAAAACCGGUCAAUGGAACCGAACCAUUCCGCCCGGAAAUAGAAUGUAUUAUAGAAGCCGAAUUAUGUCCGGAUUAUGUUUUAAGUUGUAUUAAGGAUUGUUGGAAUGAAGAUCCAGAGGCAAGGCCUGAUUUUCCAACGAUAAGAACGCGUCUGAAAAAAAUGCGUGGUGGCAGGCAUAAAAAUAUCAUGGAUCAAAUGAUGGAAAUGAUGGAGAAAUAUGCCAAUAAUUUAGAAGAAAUUGUCACAGAACGAACACGUCUUUUGUGUGAAGAAAAAAAGAAAACUGAAGAUCUCCUGCAUCGAAUGCUGCCACAAUCAGUGGCAGAAAAACUUACAAUGGGCCUUGGAGUUGAACCGGUAUCAUAUGAUUUGGUAACCAUCUACUUUAGCGAUAUUGUUGGUUUUACGUCAAUGUCUGCUGAGAGCACUCCACUGCAAGUUGUAAAUUUCCUCAAUGACCUGUACACGGUCUUCGAUCGUAUAAUUAAAGGUUAUGAUGUGUACAAAGUGGAGACUAUAGGUGACGCUUAUAUGGUGGUUUCUGGAUUACCAAUAAAAAACGGUGAUCGUCAUGUUGGAGAGAUCGCUUCAAUGUCCCUGGAGCUAUUGCAUGCUGUCAAACAACACCGGAUUGCCCAUCGGCCCAACGAAACGCUGAAACUAAGAAUUGGUAUGCAUACAGGCCCAGUUGUAGCCGGUGUUGUGGGCCUGACAAUGCCCAGGUAUUGUCUGUUCGGUGAUACUGUUAAUACUGCAUCACGCAUGGAGUCUAAUGGAGAGGCUCUGAAAAUACACAUAUCAGCUAAAUGCAAAGAAGCUCUGGAUACACUCGGUGGGUAUAUAACCGAAAAACGUGGCCUUGUCUCGAUGAAGGGCAAAGGUGAUGUUAUAACGUAUUGGCUUGUUGGAGCGAAUGAGAAUGCCAUUCAAAAGAAACACGUGGAUAUGACCGAUCUUCCGCCACCACUAUUCCGCCGUCCACGACGAAGUCCGAAGCUUAACAGUGACUCACGUCAGGCUAGUAUAUUGGGAAUGCAUUAUUAUGGGGCCGGCAGUAGACGGCAGUCAAGUGUUCCGCGUGCUGAUGGGGAAAGCAUGUACAGUUUGCAAGGCUCCACAUACCAUAUGCGGGACUCGCCACGCUUGCCCAUAAGACGACUCGAACGAUCUUCAACCGUUAAUUACAAUGGCAGUGGAUACGGUGGCGUAUGUGGCAGCAACUGCAACAGCCGGGGUGGCAGCAACUCAGGAUUCCGCGUGGAGACAACGUCACACAGUACACUAGACCAUUCCGAAAUUGAAACAAUCUGUGAUAGUAUCGGCAAAAGCAGUAACAAACCUCUCGCCAUUGUAACACCGCAACGCAUAAUUAACACAAAGACGUCGUCGGCGUCAACUCAGGACAUAUAUCCAAUGGAUAACAUUGAUAGCUUGAUGCGAGAGUCUCGAUCGCUCGAUCGGAUGCCACCGUGCAACUUGACUAAAAAUAACUCCCGUUCCCUCGACACUGGUGUGUCUCUGAUCAGCGGCAAUCCGAAUGGUGGUGCAGCAGAUGAUGAGCUCAAGCUCCUCGACAUCGAUAAUGGACAUCUGAUUAUCGGUGGUUCCAGAAUAUUGCCAUACAAACACCUCAACAACAACUGCAAUGGCUCCAUCAGCAUCGUGGAUGACGCCCAUUGUCCACUGCUGCAGCGGCAGGCAUCUCUCACCUGUGCUCCAGACGAGAUUGUGCUGCGUUCCAAACGGUGGCGUUCUCUCGAAGCUAUCGAAAACACCAGCACCAGCAUCGAUAACGCCGCUCUUGGUCAAAACAAUAAGAAAUCCGUCAAUCGGGGUUCCAUCGCCUCGUGGUUUAUGAACUUCCUCCAAGGCAAUGGAAUUCGUUCGAGUGAUGCGUCCCUGCGAAGAGUCGGCAUUGUGCAGACAGCAGUUAGAGGUGUUCCCGGUUUUGGUGAGAUUCCUUCACCUCCUGAUCGAGAAAGUAUUGUAUAAUUUUAAAAGUUUUGUUUUCUAUUUUUGUUUUAUUUUUAAAUUCUAAUUUUGUAAGAAUAAAAAUGUGUAAAACGAUUCUUGACGGUGAAGUAUGGGAGAGUGUGCCUAAGGAAUAUGUUGUAAGGUUUUAGAAAGCGAGGAAAUUCCUUUAGUCUAGUCACAUAAUUUUCAGACUAGUUUGUUUUCAGAAUAAGAAUUGAAUUGAUGUAUUUUAUUAUUUUGUUCUUAAAAUACAACGAAUCAAAUAAAAAAACAAAAUCUUUUAUAAAAUAAUUACAUUUAACAAAACAAAAAAUUGUUAUCAAAGAAUAAUUAUUAUCAAAUCGAAAUUAUAAGACUUCACCACCAAAAUAAAAUCACGAAUCAUAUCGAUUAAUCCAAGAUCAUAAAGUGUUUAGAAAAUAAUAGGUUUAUUAUAUUAUUAUCGUAUAAUGUUGUACAUUGAAAUUCAAAGCUGUUUUAGUUUUUAAAAGUUUGUUUUCUUCCAUUAAAUAAUUUCAAUUCCGAAAGAGAAAAAUAAAACUAGAUACUGUAAUUAGAAAUAUUUAUAACGAGAAUGAAUAUUCAU